UUCAAGUUACGAGCCAUGGGUAACGCAGAUUUUGAGUGCCCUCACCGAGUCGCCAUUCCACCAACCAAGCCAUUCUUGGAGUCCUUAAGCUCCAACCUCAAAGAAACCUUCUUCCCCGAUGACCCUUUCAAGCAGUUCAAAAACCAGCCUUUAGGACCCCAAAUUCUCCUCUGGCUUAAGUACUUCAUCCCCAUAUUCGAAUGGGCUCCUCAUUACACCCUCGACUUCUUCAAAUCCGACCUCGUGUCCGGUGUCACCAUCGCCAGUUUAGCCGUCCCUCAAGGCAUCAGCUAUGCCAGUUUGGCUAGCAUCCCUCCCAUCAUCGGACUCUAUUCGAGCUUUAUUCCUCCGUUGAUAUACGCCAUGCUUGGUAGUUCGAAAGACGUGGCAGUCGGGACGGUAGCGGUAGCGUCGUUGCUCAUGGCUGCCAUAAUGGGGAAGGAAGUCAGCCCCGUCGAACAUCCGAAACAAUACGUUCAGUUGGUUUUCACUGCCACGUUCUUCGCCGGAGUUUUCCAAGCUUCUCUCGGUUUUCUCAGGCUGGGGCUUAUUGUUGACUUUUUGUCGCAUGCAACAAUAGUGGGGUUCAUGGGUGGCGCGGCAACCGUGGUUUGUCUUCAGCAGCUAAAAGGAAUAUUAGGAUUGGUUCAUUUCACGCACGAGACCGAUAUUGUAUCCGUUAUAACCUCUGUUUCCUCACAAGUUCAUCAGUGGAGAUGGGAAAGUAUUGUGUUGGGCUGCUGUUUUCUCUUCUUUCUCCUCCUCACCCGAUACCUUAGCAAGAAGAAACCGAUCUUCUUUUGGAUAAAUGCAUUGGCGCCUUUGACGUCGGUCAUCUUGGGGAGUCUUCUCGUCUAUUUAACCCACGCUGAAAAGCAUGGAGUUCAAGUGAUUGGGCAUUUGAAGAAAGGGUUGAAUCCACUAUCUGCGACUGAUUUAGCAUUUGGAUCUCCUCAUCUCUUAAUUGCCAUCAAAACAGGGAUCAUCGUUGGAAUCAUUGGCCUUGCUGAAGGAGUAGCGGUUGGGAGAAGUUUUGCUGCAUUUAAGAAUUAUCACACUGAUGGCAACAAGGAGAUGAUAGCAUUUGGGAUCAUGAACAUUGUUGGUUCCUGCACUUCUUGCUACCUGACUUCCGGGCCAUUUUCAAGGAGUGCUGUGAACUUCAAUGCAGGAUGUAAAACUGCAGUCUCCAAUAUUGUCAUGUCAAUAGCUGUGAUGAUCACUCUGUUGUUUUUGACGCCAUUUUUUCAUUACACACCCCUGGUGGUGCUCGCCUCCAUAAUCAUCACUGCUAUGAUUGGCCUAAUCAACUAUGAAGAAGUCAUCCACCUUUGGAAACUUGACAAAUUCGACUUUGUCGUCUGCCUCGGUGCAUACAUCGGUGUCGUCUUUGGCAGUGUUGAAAUGGGCUUGAUCAUUGCGGUUGCACUUUCUGUGUUGAGGGUGCUUCUCAUGAUCGCAAGGCCAAGAACUUUAGUAUUAGGCAACAUUCCCAACUCCACAAUUUACAGAAGCAUUGAUCAAUACCCAACAGCUGAGCAUGUGCCUGGAAUUCUCAUCCUUCAAUUGGAAGCACCAAUCUAUUUUGCGAACUCAAACUACCUGAGAGAAAGGCUUUCAAGGUGGAUUACAGAUGAAGAAGAGAGGAUAAAAUCAUCAGGAGAAACCAGCUUGCAGUACAUAAUUCUGGACCUUUCCGGCGUGAGUAGCAUUGAUUCAAGUGGGAUCAGCAUGCUUAAAGAGAUUAAGAAGAGUAUUGAAAGAAAGGGGUUCAAACUUGUUCUUGCAAAUCCGAAAAGUGAGGUGAUAAAAAAGCUAAACAAGUCGAACUUCAUCGAGGCGAUCGGGCACGAAUGGAUCUAUCUUACAGUGGGAGAGGCUGUAACGGCCUGCAACUUCGUACUCCAAACAUGGAAGCCAAGUCCUGUUGCUGCUGCUGAAUUAGAUUCAGCUGUGAACAGUGUGUAAUCUGGAAAAUUACUCCAAGCUAAAGGAGGAUCUAUUUGGCUGAUGGGGUCCUCUCACUAAGUCCACACAAGGUGGUAAUAUAUCCACCAAUCAGGACGCCACAUUAGUUAUGUUCUUAUCUACACCCAUGGAAAUUAUUGUCUCCACUUUCUUUCUUUAAUGUAAUACGCGAAAAUGAAAUUGGGUGAAAAUCAUUUAAGAGUGAUCAUUUUCACGCUUUCACA
This is a messenger RNA of Cucurbita pepo subsp. pepo (vegetable marrow), 2192 nucleotides long. RefSeq names its product sulfate transporter 3.1. Gene Ontology annotation, cellular component: membrane. Gene Ontology annotation, molecular function: secondary active sulfate transmembrane transporter activity. The record is from RefSeq and is a predicted model, not a curated record. Lineage: Eukaryota; Viridiplantae; Streptophyta; Magnoliopsida; Cucurbitales; Cucurbitaceae. Gene Ontology annotation, biological process: sulfate transmembrane transport.